UUUCAGCUGAGUAGUUUGUUGGAGAGAAAUUCCAGUGAAAAAGCUGAAUGAUGCAGAAAUCUCGUAAAUUUUCGCUAAAAUGUAGUUUCUGCAGAAUCUGGGGUGUCUAUUGUGCUGGAAAAUAGUGGUGAUGUGGGUAAAAGUGAUUUCCAGCUUCAGCAGCAACUCUCAAUUCCCCUGCAAGUGCCAAUCCUGAAGAGUCUACUUCGCAUAUUGCUGGUGUUUUUGCUAACCCCCACAAUGAUUUGGUACAACAAACUCCUGGCCAAGAAGCCCCAUCUCCUCCUUGUGGCUGUGGCAGUCUUCUGUGUAGCCUGCAUAGUCGUGGCGCUGACCACAAGGCGUUUCCCUGACUUCUCUGAUCCCACAUUGGGAUUUGAGGCUCGAGGGACGACAAUCAGUCAGAGAUUGACAGCCUGGCGUAAUUUGCUGGAAGAAACCCGACCAUCCGGACGACUUUUGGCCAAUCCAUUCGAGGAUUUUCAACUGGGAGAUACUUCAGGGUUUCGCCGGCGAAAAUUCAAGAAUCAAGGUCCAGCGCAGCAAAAGAAGAGAAAGAAGAAGAAACUGGCUCUUCCGGAGAAGAUAAAGCUUAUUAAGAAUCUCCCUUACAAUGGAAGCUACGAUCUCUCAGAUGACUACGAUUCCCUGGACAAUGUCUCUCGCAGUUCCAGACACGAGCACUGGGAUUACGGGAAGAAUAUCUCUUACGUGAGCGAUGAAUCCACGAAGAAACGCAACAAAUUGAAGAAAGAAAAUUGGAUAAAACUCACGCAGAUGUAUCCUCCGCCUCUAACCACGGACGUCCAUACCACUUCAGACGGUUUCUUUUGUGAAUCCCCGAAUAAGGAGUACUCUCAUUUUGUCAUGAGACGCAUCAAUCAUCAGCUCAAUGAAUCCCUGUUCGAGCGCAAUGCUCUCCUGGCCAUGUGCGACCUCGAGCAGGUGAUUGUGGGCACAAAUCUCUACAAUGACCUCUGCCAGCGGGAACUGACGUCGCAGCAUUGCUGCCGACCCUGGUCUAUUCCCAACUACGUCGCUCUGCUCACCAACAAGUCCACGUGCUUCGAUAUCGAGGACGAGGACGUGGGGAGCGUGAAGAAUCUUCUGCUGGACUGCUUCCCCUUCUACCACAGUCUCAAACUCAGCAAUGACUGCACGCAGUUCAAGUGCAAUGUCCCUCCGGAGUGCACACAAUUCAAUGCAGUCUACAACAUCCUCCACUAUCUCGCCGAUGUGGACUUCCUGACAAUUAAUGACUCGAAUAUUUUUCUGUCAACCGCCAUGGUUUUCAUUCCAAUAGCGAGAAGUACAAAGUCACUUCCGUUUUUUCAUCAUUUAAUGUCGGAACCGCUGAGGAAUGAGUUGAUUGACGUACCAGCAAUGGACAUGGGUCUCAAGAAUGCGCUCUUCGAUGAGUGUCUCCUUUCAGAUGGUUGGCUCAUUGGACUUGGAGGAAUUUUCAUUGUAGUCUGCAUGUGGAUGUACACGGCGUCACUCUUCGUCACAGCCAUGACCAUUGUUGCCAUCGUCUUUUCACUCGGAGUGUCCUACUUCAUAUACACCCUUAUCUUCGAGCUGUCCUUCUUCCCGUUCAUGAAUCUUCUGGCUGUCGUCGUAAUCGUUGGAAUUGGUGCCGAUGAUGCUUUUAUAUUUGUAAAAGUCUGGCGAUGUUGUAUAGCAGAGAGAACAAAAUCAAGUGGCUACAAUUUCAAUUCAACAUCAUCCUUCUCCUCCAACUUUUCCCACUCGGACACAAUAACUGAUUUGAUGGGGAUGACUCUCAAGCAUGCAGCUCUUUCUAUGCUCGUGACAUCAAUAACAACUUCUGCUGCCUUUUAUGCAUCCUUUGUCAGUUCAAUCACUGCAGUACGAUGUUUUGGUAUUUUCGCUGGAACAGCUGUGUUGGCCAAUUAUAUCCUUAUGGUGACAUGGCUUCCGGCUGCAGUGUCAAUAGCCGAGCGUCUGAGUUGUUUCCCAUCCCCAUGUGGACCAUUCAAGAGCAUCUGCACGAAAGUUCAGAAUUUGUUUUCCAAGUGUCGUCAAGCGUCGGAAGUGGCAGAAGAUUUUAUAAUACUUCUCGUGCUCAGAUAUUCGAGCUUUUGGAUAGUCCUCUUGGGUCUUGUUGGUGUUGCCAGUGGAGUUAUUGUGCUGUAUUGGCCACGCUUGCGUCUUCCUGAUUCACCAGAUUUCAAGCUCUUUGUCAGUAAUCACCCCUUUGAGGUGUAUGAUAGUCAAUUCAAGGAUAUGUUCUGGUUUGAGAAGAUCUAUACGUCCAGCGAGAGCUUUAAGCUGCCUCUGAGAUUUGUGUGGGGAGUGCAGCCAGUGGAUAAAGGGGACUACCUCAAUCCAGCUUCCAGGGGUCCAUUGUACCUCAAUGAGGCCUUCAAUGUGUCUCUACCAGAGUCACAAUUGUGGCUACUGGACUUCUGCAAGAAUCUCAGGAAUCAGUCUUUUUACCAGAAUAGCACGGGACUGUUGGUGCCUAAUUGUUUCAUCGAGAAUUUUUACACUUUCAUGAUGAGACGAUGUCUCGAUGCAAUGGCAGAAAUUGAUCGGGCGCCCUGCUGCGAGAACACAAGUCGCCCCUAUGAGGCCUACAUAUUCGAUGAGUGUCUGCCACAGUCAAUUUCAUCACUGUACGAGACACCACGUGAAUUUUUCAUUCCUGGUGUUGCUGGUCCCAAAUUUGCUCGUCCAUUGCGUGAUGGUGCGUCAUCGAAUGUGUCUCUGGUGCGUGCUCUGGUCGUUGAAUUUGACUCUACGCAGGCAUUUACGAUGUCGUAUUCGGAGGUGAGUCGAUUUGUGGCUGAGGUUGAGGAGUGGCUGAGGGGAGAAUUGGAAGUGGCACCGGAAGGAAUGAGGGAUGGAUGGUUCAUCAGUGAGUUGGAUUUCUACGAUUUGCAGGAUACCCUGUCUCAGGGAACACUUUUGGCUAUUUGCAUGGCCAUGGGAGUAGCUCUGUUGGUACUUUUGUUGGUCACACUCAAUGUUCUCAUCAGUUUCUAUGCCAUUGUCACGGUCACUCUGACCAUUUUUACCACAGUGGCCGUUUUGGUGGUACUGGGCUGGAAGCUCAAUGUACUGGAGAGUGUGGCAGUGACCACAGCCAUAGGGCUUGCGGUGGAUUUUAGUCUGCACUAUGGAGUACACUAUCGUCUAUCACCGGAUCCAGAUAGAGAGUCUUCUGUGCGAUUUGCUCUUAUGCGAAUGAUUGGACCAACAUCAAUGGCUGCCAUGACAACUGGAAUUGCCGGAGCCUUGAUGCUUCCCUCCCAUGUACUGGCCUACAUCCAAAUUGGCAUCUUCCUCCUUGUGGUCAUGACAAUAAGUUGGCUCUAUGCAACCUUCUUCCUGACAUCACUUCUGCGACUCGUGGGACCAGAAUAUGGCUUUGGGCAGUUUCGCUAUCCAACCCUUAGGACCCGAGAUUCCACAAAAACUGGCAAAAAUGGCCAGAAUCACGAGGGAAAUGGGAGUAGGAAUGUGGGACAGAGUGCAGUGUCUGAACAACUUCUAUCGGGCUCUAGUUCAGCUGCUGGAGACUUUGCAGGAUCGGAAUCACAUGAAUUGGAUUCCCUGACAUCGAAUUCCAUUAUAAAACCACCAACAACUCUUGAAUAUUCCCGGCCAAUUAACUUUGACAGGGCAUUCAAGAAGAAGUUUUCCUAUCCACGUGAACAGAGUCCCUCAACAGCUAGUGCCAUCACUGUAGUCCUUCCUGAUGAUGUUGCUCAGGAUCCCAAGCAAUUUUGACGAGUGGAGGAUUGUCAAUGAGGCACCAGGUAAGGGAGAUGUAAUUAUCUCCAUCAACACACACAAAACUCUCUACACUCAAAAUGAGAAAAUGUGAGAUUUUCAAUUAAGCUUCUUGGGCUUUUAGGGCAUUUCGAUUGGAGUGGGAAAUCAAAGAAAAUGAAAGUGAUACACAGUGGUAAGUAGAAUUACUUGAACAUCCUCUAACUCUGUGGUUUUCUUUUGUCACAAAAUGCUACUGGGGAUGAAUUACCUGUGAUAAAUAUGAGAUGCUAUGUAAAUCCAGGUACUCUGUAUGAGAUGAUCAAUCUGCUUGAAAUACCUGUGAUAAAUAUGUUUAGGGUUAGAGCAUGGGGCUCGAAGGGCAAAUUUUAAAAAGUCCUCCGUGCUGCCAAUCCACAGGAACAAGCGCAGAGAUUGAUCAAAACUAUCCACCAUCUUAUCCUUAACAACUUUUUAUUCACACUUCAGAACUAUUUUCAACAAAGAUUAAUUAGAAAAAUAAAGAUUAAAAUUGAGGAACACUUCGAUUGACUGACUUCAAAUGAGAGCGAGAGCACACAGUGACGAUGAAGAUUUUACAAAAAAAAUGUCUUUACAAAAGCAUGACGUUUUACAAAAAUGUGACCCGGUUGGACUCGCGUUGUGUUUUCGUAUUGCUUAUUCAUAUGUUGUUCAGCAACAGCUACGAAAAGAAGGAUUACAGUGCAGCCGGGCUUUUGCCAUGAAAGAUUCAUUACAACUGAGAGAAAUCCGAAAAAGUUAAAAUAACAUUCCGGAAAUGUUUAUUUUACUCUGCAGUAUUGAUCCGAAAUCGGUGUAAAUAUUAUCCUUUUUAGGUGUAUGAGGGGUUAAAGUGACCCUUUUCCAUGUUAAUUUUACCCUUUGAAAGGUGUAAAAUUAACAUUAAAAAAUGUUGAUAUAAAUAUUUUUACACCUAAAAAAUGUUAAAGUUAUGAGGAAAAAAGUUAAUCGCACCCCAGUUUUUUUCUCAGUGAAGAGAGACUAAUGCUUUGCAGCUCUUCCGGUGUUCGCCAGAGAAUUCGUUCCUUUUCAAAAUGAAAGACUUCGAAUUUUUUCCAUUUUUAAAAUUCGAAGUCUUUCAUUUUGAAAAAGAAAGAAAUUCUCUGGCGAACACCGGAAGAGCUGUAACCACGUAGGACUCGCCAGAUACAUAUUGAAUGGAGACUAAUGCUUUUCACGGUCAAGUUUGCUCGGUUGCGAUACAGGUUCUGUGCUUCCGUCUGAAUAUUUUUAGGGCAUGUUACGGAUUGAUUCUGUCAGUUCAUACGAGAAUAGCCAAAAUAAUUAGUGUUUCUCGACUUUCUAAGUAGCAGGAAUAGAGAUACAGUGCUGUCUCUCUAUAUGCACACUCUCUAUAUGCACAGCUUUUGUGUCGGUUGCAUUCAAAAUCAAUUUGUUUACAUUUUAACAAAGUAAUAAAGAAAAUUAUUUUCUUGGUAACUAAUUUUUCUUGUUUUUAAUUUUCUUAAUUUUAUUUUUUCUAUCUCAUAUUAUAUUGAAAAUAACACGAGAAAUUCUAGAACAAUAAAAAAAUGAUAAUUUAUUAAAAGAAAAAAACCGUUGGGAAUUUCAAAAAAAGUUGUGCAUAUUCAGAGAGAGAACUGUCAAAAAAAAAGUACCCAAACUGUGCAUAUAGAGAGACAGCACUGUACAAAUAAUUUACAGCUAAUUUAUUUCAUAAAUAAUGGGAAAAUUGCGAUUUAAAUAUAAGUGACGAAAAGUGGGGCACUGGCGAGAAGCGAGAAGUGGUGAUUCCAUCCUACUGACCCCCUAGUAGUGUGAGAAAACCCCUGGGAAGGCAUCUUAAACUCGGAUCGUGCAUUUUGCACAAGGAUCUUGCCGGAAUUCAGGAUUAGCCUUAUGUUAAUCUCGUGAAGUUCUGGUAACCCUUGUUCGUGCUAAUGAAGAAAUCACUAACGGAUACGGGCAGAAUCACAUUGGAAGUAAAAUGCUCACCGUCACCGUCAAAGCAUCACCGUUUUUCCUUAAUAUACGUAUCUUCAUUGCAAUUCUUACGCAAAUUCCCUAUUACCGUAUUACCUCAUCAUAUACUCUGAGGCACUAGAUAAAAAACAAUAUAAUGCCCUAGACACACUUACAACUAAAGUCCAGACACGACUAUGCUAGUUCAUAGCCAAGUCAGUUCCUGACACACUACGGACGAAAAUUAGCAUUCACUGGUAUGCACAAAACAUAAUUUUCGUGGGUUUUUAUGCAGAUAUUUUUACUUAAAUGUAAUAAUACUCCUCUGAAAAUGAAACUAUUUGUGAAUUCAUGUCUCAGAACACGUGUAAUAAUUAUUGUUAAUUGCAAUUAUUAGUUAAUUGUAAUUAACUCGUGACUUAAGUCAAUUUAGGCGAUUCUAGUGAAUAAUUCUUGUUGUUAUACGUGAAUUGUGAAGUACAUUUAAAAGUAGUUCAUUUUGAAAGGACUACUAGUGCAUUUCAGCAGAAAUAUCUGCAUAAAAACCCACGAAAGUUAUGUUUUGUGAGUGCCAAAAAAUGUUAAGCCUUGUUUGUAGUGUCAGGAACUGAGUUGGCUAUGAACUAGCUUAGUCGUCUCUGGACUUUAGUCGUAAGUGUGUCUAGGGCAUAAGACUAUCUCUUGUACAGGUAAAUUAAGGAAAAACGGUGAGGCUUUGACGAUGACGAUGAGAAUUUUACUGUCAAUGUGAUUCUGCUCUACUUCACCUUAGCUCUAUUACACUCUUAAAUAGUUUUGAUCUCGUAUCAUAUUCCGGCCCAGUUUGGACAAAAAAAUUGUGAAUAAAAAUAAUAUGAUUGCUUGAUUUUUUAUAAGCAACGUCACUGUCAGACUUCUUUCUUUUCACGAGUUGUCAGAGAUUUUAAACCGUCAUACUUAAUGCCGCUAGAUGGCGUCUUCUACACAGAUUGUAGCUAAAAAUGCAAUGGCGGAGAAUUAUUCACGAUUGGUAUUUUUUUUGCAUGUUGUAUAAAUCCACAGAGUUUAUUUGGGUGUUUGUGUAAUUUUCCAAACCACUGUAUUAUUAUCUGACGUUUUCUCAAGAGAAAAGCUAUUAUUUUCCCGCCCAUACUUUUAUCUCUAUAGAGGCCUCAACUUUGAUCUCUUUGUGGUACUUAAUGUGUUCUUAUAGGAAAAGCAAGAGGUAGUGAUGGAAGAAAGAAUGUUUAAGAAAAAAAAAGUAAUUGUAUAAAUUAUAUUAGACAUUAGAGUAUCUUGAAACUUUUUCCCAUAACUUUCACGAUACGCUGUGCCAAGAAUAAACUAAUAUGUUUAACUAUCCACAAGGACAUUUUCCUCUAUCCGUGUUACACACGUGAAUGAGUAAGGGAAAGUGUUAUAAAGUUUGCACAUUCUGUUGAUAUAUGCCAAGGAGUAAUGUAGUGCGAAUUAUGAUAAUGAAAAAAAAGGAAUUAAAAAUAAGAAAAAAAAAUAUAAAUUUGAAAUGAAAUAUUGACUGAUUUUAUAGACAAAUAUGAAAAGAAGAGUUUCAUGAUAGAAAAUAUUUCAACUUUGCAAUUUUGCAUUAAGAAAUUAGAUACUAAAGUGUUUGCAGAAAAUAAGGUAGUAAGAGAUGUUACAAAAAAAGCGUGUAUUUGUUUGUUCUUUGUAAUAGAAAUUAUAUUACAGGGAAAUAAGGGGGUUAUAAUGGUGAAUAUCUUGAAUCUCUUUCUCUGUAAAUGUUUUUCUCCUUGCAUUUCAAUUUGGAGAUUCCUUGUUUGGCUAAGAAAUGAGAAGAAAAAAAAACAGAAGAUAUUAAUUGUGAUAAUUAAGUGAGAGGAAAAUGAUGUUACAUAAGACAAAAAUGCAUUGUGUGCAUAUUAGUAAAGUAUAUAAGAAGUGAAGAUAAAAUAUAUUAUCAAUUAAUUUGUGAAA
Messenger RNA from Phlebotomus papatasi, 7638 nucleotides. It is a transcript of the gene disp, whose product is annotated as protein dispatched. The record is from RefSeq and is a predicted model, not a curated record. Bases 241 to 3756 code for a protein of 1171 amino acids. The transcript has 7 exons. Lineage: Eukaryota; Metazoa; Arthropoda; Insecta; Diptera; Psychodidae. Gene Ontology annotation, cellular component: membrane.